GAGGAUGGAGCCCACCACAGAGCAGCAGCUCAGCCUGCUCAACUCCAUCACUGCCAGCGACCUCACAGCCCUGAGUAACAGCGUGGCCACAGUGUGCAGCCCAGCGGAGGUGAGCUGCCUGGACUCGUACGGUUUCCCCCCUCUGGAGAGCCUCCACCGGGGGUCCCUGGCACAGGAAGAGCCCCUGGGCUUCCCCUCCAACGGAGGAGAUCCCGACUGUCUCAACAUGCUGGACGCUGGCUUCUACCACUCAGACCUGGGCCAGCGGGGAGGGGUGUACGGGGGCAAGGACUGCGAGCGGCCUUCUAAGAGGCUCAAGUUGGCGCUGCCCGACUCUUUCAUCAACGACGUUUCCGUGGGUAACCUCGGAGUGGACUUUGAGGGGCGGCGGAACACGGCACACCACCGCAUCACCGGCACCAAGAUGGCGGUGUCCGUCACGGACUUUGGGGGCUUGGCGGGCAGUGGGGAGCCCAAUGGGUUUAUGGGAGCACAUGCACGACGUCACAGCACGGCGCUGCAGUCAGAGUGACCACCCCCGCCCCCAGAAUCCCACUUUUAAAUCCACCAUCCCAUGUGUACAUAAGACUCACUCACUGGAGAUUUUUGUUUGAUAAUUAUAUAUACACAUUUAUUUCGUUUUUGAUUUUAUUUGUGAAAUAUGACAUCAGUGAUGUCUUUAUCGUAUAGAACAAAAAAUCUUGAUUUCUCAAGAGUUUAUAUAGCCAUUUAUUUUCCGCGGCCCUGAGAUGUCAGUGUCCAUGUAGAGUGGGGCCCAGCCCAGCCUGUCCCGGAGGCUGCGGAUAGACAGUUGUGUAUUGUUCCUCAUCCCUCACACACACAUCUACAGACGAUUUCGUCAAAGCUACGAAAUCCUGCCACUCAUAUACAGUUGCCAAACCAGCUUUGUUCUGGUUUACUAAGUUUGUUCAUUAUUAAAGUGGUAUUUUUGAUUAACAAUCCGUGUUUACAGGUACUUGCAGAAACCAGGCUUGGUCAAAUGUGUUUUGUCCGAGAGGAGCCUGGGUUUUGUACUUAAUGCAACAACACUCGUUGGUGUUGAGGCGGUGUAGGUUAUAACUAGGAGCAUAUCAGUUGCUAGGAUGUUUUUCUCUCCCUCCUUUGUUUUUGUUCCUGUGGAAGCUUCUUUUGUACUCUGCUUGCUUUUUUCAGACUUUAACAGUCUGAAGUGGCCAAACCAGAGGAGAAUGUUCUAGAAUUUGAACAAUAUAUUAUAUGYUGAUUUUCCUGUGUUCAGCUGUGACAGAGCUUGCCAAAACAUUUUAAACCUUUUUUAAAUCCGCCAAUUUUAUUAGCGGAGUCAAGUGAUCAAUGUGAAGACUAAAAGGCUGGGUCUGACACCCGACUAAUCUGGGCAGUUUUAUCUGUCCAUCAGAUUAUCUGAAACAUGCCCUUAUAAAUCAGUCUCUUAUUGCCCCAGAAAUGAGCCAAUAUCAUGACAAUAUUUUACAUUAUGACAGAACAGUUUUUGGAUUGGCAUUAUAGUGUUGCACUGAGAUGUCAUGUGUUCAGCUCCAGUAAUGUAUAUAGUUUCUGCCCUAUACUCUUAGCACAACAUGUAUUUCUUCAUAAAUCUAUUUGGCCCCAGUUGAGUGCUAAUUGUGCUGUUUGCAUGUUCAUCAUGGAGCUUGCUCAAUCUGCAAAAGUUAGGGUUUAUUUCUUCCCUCUACUGUAUUGCUCUUUAUUGAAACGACUUAAAAGGCCUGCAUAAGCUUGUUAGCAGUAUUAUUUCUUUAUUUAAAGCCACUUUUUUUCCUUUUCUGCCACUUCCACUGUACUGACUGGAGGAUGCCUGGUAUUAUCCGGUCCAUACUUUAAUGUCCAGUUGCAGUCUGACAGAGAUUCAACUUCUAUUUCUCUUGACUGAACUAAUUGUGAAGUGUUGAGUGUCGGGGGGGCAUGUCAUCAUUGUCUUUUUAAUGUAUGCAGUAGUGAUUGCUUAAUUUACCUAUGCAUUGUGAGUUUGAUAAUUAGUUGGUUUCAGGGGUGUAUAUAUACUGAACAAAAAUAUAAACGCAACAAUUUCAACGAUUUUACAGAGUUACAGUUUACAGAAGGAA
Molecule: messenger RNA, 2081 nt
Organism: Salvelinus sp. IW2-2015
Lineage: Eukaryota; Metazoa; Chordata; Actinopteri; Salmoniformes; Salmonidae
Product: mesoderm induction early response protein 3
Source: RefSeq, a predicted model, not a curated record